AUGCGUUAUUUUUUCGAGAGUCCCCACUUUAUGGUCCAAAAAAACAUCUCAGCAAUAACUUUAGGCCCAAAAGACAAAUGGGCCAUAGACAUCCAUAGUUGGGCUUGGUCCACACUGUCUUCUUUUGCAGCUUUAGGGCUUCGUCUACAACCGGCCGAACUUUCCAUUCUCUGUCAAGAUUGGAGCUCCGGGCAUUACAUAAAUGUAUUCUCUUUUCGAAGCAGAGACAAAUUGCCGAUAAUACAUCUCUGUCCCGGAAGUGCGGCUAGCUACCUAGCUCAGUUUAUGGUUUUAGUUCUUCCACAAGCAAGAAGUCAUCUGGUGAUCUUCAACAUUAUGAGAGAACUCAAAGUAAAAGGGUGUUCUGGAAUGUGUACUCGUGCAUCUUCGGAUGGUGAAUCUCAUAUCAAACAUUCUGAAUUAGUAGGUGGGGAUGAGACAUGCUCAUCAUUAUGCGUGCAUUCUACGCCAGAAAUAGAGAAAAAGUAUGUUCAUCGAGUCUAUGAUGCUAUUGCUCCCCAUUUUAGUGCCACCAGAUUUGCUAAGUGGCCAAAAGUCGCCACGUUUUUGAAUUCCUUGCCUUCAGGAUCUCUUAUACUGGAUGCAGGAUGUGGAAAUGGGAAGUAUUUGGGUUUGAAUCCUGAUUGUUUUUUCAUAGGAUGUGAUAUAAGUGAUCCCCUUAUUAAAAUUUGUGCGGAUAGAGGGCAUGAGGUUCUUGUUGCAGAUGCAGUAAAUCUUCCUUACAGAACUGGUUUUGGGGAUGCAUCAAUUUCCAUAGCUGUUUUACACCACCUAAGUACAGAGAACAGGAGGAAGAAAGCAGUUGAAGAAUUAAUUCGGGUUGUCAAAAAGGGUGGCCUGGUUUUAAUAACAGUUUGGGCUGCAGAACAGGAGGAUAGGUCAUUGGUCACCAAAUGGACUCCUCUUGCCCAAAAGUAUGUGAAAGAGUGGACAGGUCCAGGUAGUCCUUGUGUGCGUAGUCCUUCAUCCUUAACAUUACAAAGUAUCCCUGAAGCUGAGGAGAGUAAUUCGAAAGAGCAAUUAGAGGAUACUAAUGAGAGUCUAAAUGAGAAGUUGGAGGAAACAAUGCAUUUAUCAUCUCGAGAUCAAGAUGGUUCGGUGUUUCUGAUUGAUGCAGAGGAUAAUAAAAAGCAACAGGAAUAUUUUGUUCCUUGGCACUUACCCUAUCAUCGUGCUGAAGUCAGUGGUGCGUCUGCUUCUGCUCUUGCUAGUGGCUUGGCAAGAAAAGAUGAUAAAAAGGGCGCUGUGGUGUAUGAUAGAUACUACCAUGUCUUCAGUGAAGGAGAGCUUGCAAGGUUAGUAUCUGGCAUGCGUAACGCAGUUGUAGUGGAUCAAUUUUUUGAUAAAUCUAAUUGGUGUAUCAUUCUUGAGAAAACUUCAUAACAAAUCUUCAUGCUGGCACUUUUUGAUGCCAGAUUGAGAUUUACCAAGAUGUUCGUCUUUAAUUAGACAGAUGGGUUUCCAAGCCCUUUUGCUUCACUUUGAAUAACAUUCUAAAUUAUGUCUA
This is a messenger RNA of Tripterygium wilfordii, 1528 nucleotides long. RefSeq names its product tRNA (carboxymethyluridine(34)-5-O)-methyltransferase-like. Gene Ontology annotation, molecular function: tRNA binding; S-adenosylmethionine-dependent methyltransferase activity. Gene Ontology annotation, biological process: tRNA wobble uridine modification. Gene Ontology annotation, cellular component: nucleus; cytoplasm. Lineage: Eukaryota; Viridiplantae; Streptophyta; Magnoliopsida; Celastrales; Celastraceae. The transcript has 4 exons. The coding region runs from base 1 to 1404 and encodes 467 amino acids. The record is from RefSeq and is a predicted model, not a curated record.